CAGAAAUUGUCGCAAAUUCAUCCGCCGGAAAUGCACGCUGCACAUCAAGCACCAGUGGACAUCCGCUAUUAGAUUACAGUGGUCUAAAAUUACAAGGUUGUGAAGAUUCAUAUAUAGACGUCAAUUUCGAAACGAGAAAUACAAUAAAUGAUUUUUCACUCAUGAUUUUAGUUUCACCAGAAGGCUUCAACGGGACAAUUCUUCAUUACCAGAAACAUAUUCAAACAGGCAGCAGCACGGAAAUAAUUAAUAUCAUACUUUACUACGAGAAUAUGACAACAUUUUUAUACAUAACUGGCGAAUCUUCUGAAGAUAUUUUACAUACAGCUUCAUUAGUUUCGAAUUUUCAAGAUGGCCACUUCCUGCCAAUCCUUGUUGUUUACGACUCAACAAGUUUCGAGGAAAUGAAGGUAAUGUACUUCUACGUAGGGACUGAAUCAACCAAAAUAAAAAUGUACGUGGAAGAUAAAGUUUUAGGAUUACCAGGAAAAGUACGAAUAGGUGGUGCAUUUUAUCCUGGUUACAGUUGUUACCUAGGAAAGGUCACGUGUUUUCAGUUCUACGAUGCAAAAAUAUCGUCUGCAGAUUAUGAUAUAGCUGUAAGCAGAUGCAUGCCAACAUUGUGGCCGUCUUACAUGGGAGUCAAAACAGUUGAACAAUGUCAUUCUGGAAGAGGCUAUUUUCGUCUUACAUCGAGUGGAGAGAUGCCACAACACAAUGUCAUUCCUGUAGCAAGCUUUCAUAUCUCUACAAAAGUCAAAUGUGCCCACUCGUGUAUGUUACCUAGCAACGCAUGUAGCUCUUUUGCGUUUAAUAAAUUGCAGAAAAUGUGUUACUUAUUCGACUUGGACUACACAGAUAGCCUUGUAACUGAAACAAUGGUAGAUUACUACGUCACAAAUGACGUCGGCUGUUGUUGCUGACGUCAUUUUUACUUAAAAACGUAUGUACAACUUGAAUGCCUCUUGGAGAAGGACUACAUGUGCAACUUUGGCGACAUCCAAGAAGUUUCAAAUGGAAGCAUGAAAAACAGCGUCUGUACAUUGUUCCUUUAAUAAAAAUUCUACAUUAGACUUAAAAAAUUUGAAAAGGAACAAUAAGGAAAGUCAUAUAAAAUUGCAGAUGGUUAUAUAUAAAACAAAAAAAGUGCUGUUUUUUUAACAUACUACAUGUAUAUACUUUGACAUGAUAUAUUAACAUAAUGUCAUAAGCUGUUAAUCCAAGUAAAUCACUAUAGAAACCAUCCCUAACAGUCCCUGUCCAAAAAAAAGAUACACAAAAUAUCUGAUAAAAAGAAAACAAGUUGAAAUAUCUGCGAAAAAACUUUAAAAGGAAAAUAUAAAAUAUAAAAUUUGCAAAAU
Messenger RNA from Ruditapes philippinarum (Manila clam), 1361 nucleotides. RefSeq lists its product as uncharacterized. The transcript has 2 exons. Bases 162 to 923 code for a protein of 253 amino acids. NCBI's taxonomy places the organism in Eukaryota, Metazoa, Mollusca, Bivalvia, Venerida, Veneridae. The record is from RefSeq and is a predicted model, not a curated record.